AUGGUAUUGGACGUGGACGUGGACGUGGACGUGGACGUGGACGUUGACGUGGACGUGGACGUGGACGUGGACCUGGACGUGGACCUGGACGUGGACGUGGACGUGGACGUCGUGGUCGUGGACAUGGACGUGGACCUCGACGUGGACAUGGACGUGGAGGACUUGGACGUGGACAUGGACGUGGACGUGGAGGACUUGGACAGAGACGUGGACGUGGACGUGGACGUGGACGUGGACGUGGACGUGGACAUGGACGUGGACGUGGAGGACUUGGACGUGGACAUGGACGUGGACGUGGACAUGGACGUGGACAUGGACAUGGACGUGGACGUGGACAUGGACGUGGACGUGGAAGUGGACGUGGACGUUGACGUGGACAUGGACGUGGACUUGGACGUGGACGUGGACGUGGACUUGGACGUGGACGUGGAUGUGGACGUGGACGUGGACAUGGACGUGGACGUGGACGUGGAUGUGGAUGUGGACAUGGACGUGGACGUGGACGUGGACAUGGACGUGGACGUGCACGUGGACGUGGACGUGCACGUGGACGUGGACGUGGACGUGGACGUGGACGUGGAAUGGACAUGGACGACAUGGACGUGGACAUGGGACGUGGACGGGGACGUGGACGUGGACGUGGACGUGGACAUGGAUGUGGACGUGGACGUGGACAUGGACGCGGAUAUCGACGUGGACGUGGACAUGGACGUGGACAUGGACGUGGACGUGGACAUGGACGUGGACGUGGACGUGGACGUAGACAUGGACGUGGACGUCGACGUGGACGUGGACGUGGACAUGGACGUGGACGUGGACGUGGACACGUGGACGUGGACAUGGACGUUGGACGUGGACGUGGAGGACACGGACGUGGACAUGGACGUGGACGUGGACGUGGACAUGGACAUGGACGCGGACGUGGACAUGGACGUGGACGUGGACGUGGACAUGGACGUGGAGGAUGUGGACGUGGACGUGGACGGGGUCGUGGACGUGGACGUUGACGUGGACGCGGACGUGGACGUGGACAUGGACGUGGACGUGGUCGUGGACGUGGACGUGGACGUGGACGUGGACGUGGACAUGGACGUGGACGUGGACGUGGACGUGGACGUGGACAUGGACGUGGACAUGGUCGUGGACGUGGACAUGGACGUGGACGUGGACGUGGAUUUGGACGUGGACAUGGACGUGGACAUGGAUGUGGACAUGGACGGGACGUCGACGUGGACGUGGACGUGGACGUGGACGUGGACGUGCACGUGGACGUGGACGUGGACGUUGACGUGGACGUGGACCUGGUCGUGGUCGUGGACGUGGACGUGGACCUGGACGUGGACGUGGACAUGCACGUGGACGUGA
Molecule: messenger RNA, 1365 nt
Organism: Closterium sp. NIES-65
Lineage: Eukaryota; Viridiplantae; Streptophyta; Zygnematophyceae; Desmidiales; Closteriaceae
Source: the annotation of a GenBank genome assembly